AUGGGGCCACGUCUGGCUCCAAAGGGUGGAGAGCCAGGGAAGGGGGCAGCGCCGAGCCCGGGAGGAGACGGCGGCGGCGGGGUGGGCGAGUCCCGGCCGCCCUGCCCUCCGUGCGCUUACCCGGCGCCGCCGGCUUCGGCGGGGACCCGGGGGUACGUGGCGGGCCCGGCGCGCGACAGCCCCUGGGGAGUUGGGAUCCGGGGAGACCCCGGCGUCGCCACCCGCCCGCCCGGGGCCGCGAGAGCCUCGGGAGGCGCCUCCGCGUGGCCGGGGAGCGUCUGGGCGCCCGCCGCUUCCCCGAGCCCGAGCGGGACGCCCGGUGCCCGAGCGGAAUCUUCCGAGAAUCCUGCUGCCGCGACUCUAACCGUGAGCGAGGAGAGCUCGAAACCAACAGCACAUCUAAAUUAAAAAAAAAAAAAAAAAAAAAAAAAAAAAAAAAAAAAAA
Molecule: messenger RNA, 445 nt
Organism: Physeter macrocephalus (sperm whale)
Lineage: Eukaryota; Metazoa; Chordata; Mammalia; Artiodactyla; Physeteridae
Product: collagen alpha-1(III) chain-like
Exons: 3
Coding region: 1-408 (135 amino acids)
Source: RefSeq, a predicted model, not a curated record